AUGGAUGCUGAUGCACAAUUUUUAAACGAUUUUCAAACAGCAGUUUUACCAUUUGAACAAUGGACACAUGCAGCUCAUAUUCGUAUGGCUUACUUAGUUUGUAAAUCAUCGAAUAAUUUCGAAGAAGCUUUAUUGAAAAUUCGACAAGGUAUACAAAAAUUUAAUGGACUUCAUGCAUCGAAACUUACUGUUGGUUUUCACGAAACAAUGACACAAUUUUGGGCGACAGUUAUUUGGAAUGCAACACAAAAAUGUGAUUCAUCUGUAUCGAAUUUUAAUGAUUUCAUUGAUCGAAACGGUUAUUUAUUAGAUUCUUCAUUAUGGAAACAAUAUUAUUCACCGACGCUUAUGUUUUCACCAGAUGCGAAACGUGAUUUUGUAUCUCCUGAUUUGAAACCAAUUUCAGUUGAUAUUUCACAAAAUACAAGUUAA
Messenger RNA from Rotaria sp. Silwood2, 432 nucleotides. The record is from the annotation of a GenBank genome assembly. NCBI's taxonomy places the organism in Eukaryota, Metazoa, Rotifera, Eurotatoria, Philodinida, Philodinidae.